Annulohypoxylon truncatum is the source of this 1947-nucleotide messenger RNA. RefSeq lists its product as uncharacterized. The record is from RefSeq and is a predicted model, not a curated record. NCBI's taxonomy places the organism in Eukaryota, Fungi, Ascomycota, Sordariomycetes, Xylariales, Hypoxylaceae. Gene Ontology annotation, biological process: transcription initiation at RNA polymerase II promoter; transcription open complex formation at RNA polymerase II promoter. Gene Ontology annotation, cellular component: transcription factor TFIIE complex. Bases 488 to 1726 code for a protein of 412 amino acids. The transcript has 2 exons.
AAGUGAGCAACUGGAUUUCCAAAUGAUUGUUCCAAUUGUCAAACCAAACUUUUGUAUUCAACUUUGUAACUUUUAACCUCAUCAUCAUUCGCUUAGAAAAUACCGAAAAGUCGCCAGGACCAAGCACAUUCCCAUUCAAAUUUCGACUCCGACUCCGAUUCCAAAUUAGAUCGUUUCGGCCGACGCGAUACUAGUAACUCAGCAUGCCGAUUUGUAGCCGUCGUCUUCCUUGACGGAGCGUCGCAUAGCCUUUCGCUUUGUCAACCAAAAUCCGAUUCACCUGCUCAAGCCGACAGUUGACAAAACGAUGGAAACUGCCUGCAAUAUCCUUUUUUGAGAAAGGUACCAUUGGUUUGCCGCUAUAAUCCCUCUGCCAUCAUCCAUUCGACCGACCUUUCUUUGUUACCUCGCCCUCCCUCACAUCAACCUUAGGAAUAUCAACUUUUGCGCCCCUCUACCUAAAUUAACAUCUUCAUUUAUCGUCACCAUGGAUCUGGCCCAGAACUUGGUGCGCACUGUCGCGCGCGCCUUCUACACCGGCCCUGACGAGAGAAGGUUGAUUCUCAUUGUCGAUGCUCUCGUCCUUCACACGACCGUGAAGGAUAGUGACUUAUCUUACCUCAUGGCAUUAAACCCGAAGGAUCUAAACAAGUCCUACAGCAGACUUAGAGAAGAUCACUUCUUGCGUUCCCACUCUCGUCCAGAGCUGGUAGCGGGCAAAGAGAAGCCUGUCACCCGCACUUACUACUACAUCGAUUAUCGACAGGCCAUCGACGCCAUCAAGUACAGAACCUUCUUACUCGACAAAAAGGUCCAAGGAGAUGCUGUACCUCAAGCAGAGAAGAAGGUCUACUUCUGUAAGCGUUGUGGAUCGGAAUGGACUCAGAUGGAGGUCCUCGACAACAUGGAUCCUAUACGAGGUUUCAUGUGCCAUAAAUGCGGUAGUAUUCUGGAUUUCGACCCCGAGCGACAAGCGGGUGGCCACGAAUUGUCCACUCGACUAAACAAUCAGCUCAAGUUCAUCCUAGACGUGCUACCGAAGCUUGAUCAGGUCACUAUUCCCGAGUUCGACUUCGACACCGCUCGCGCCGCAUCUCUUCCCGUUAUACGUCCAAAAGGUAAUGAGGCUGCCGAAUCUAUCGCCCUCCCGAAUGCCAAGCCUACUUCCGUUAAGGGUAUGGCAAAUACCGGCCCUCAGAAGAUCGAGGUCGACAUUACCGACAUGGACGGGCCUACCGAAGCUGAGAAGGAGGCUGCGCGCACUCAGAAAGAGAAGCUUGCUCUGCAGAAUGCCCUGCCUUCCUGGCAUACUACUAGCACCGUUAGCGGAAUAUCAUAUUCCGGAAGUUCCAACUCCGCCAAGGCAGCCAAGAUCGACGAUGUCGACACCAAGAAGCCCGAAGCCUCCAUUAAUGACGCUGCUCACGAACAAGAAAUGGACGAGCUAUACAAGUCCCUGCAGAGGUCCCAGGAGGAGGCUGCCCGACGUGCGGCAGAGGAAGAAGACGACGAGGACGACGAGGAUGCCGAGAGCGGAGGCGAGGAGUUUGUGGACAUCUCUGCGAAUGUCAGCUCCAUAGGCGAGAAGCGAGCUGCGUCGAGCGGUCCCACUAGUACUGCGGAUACUCCCGCUUCUGACAGGCCGGCCAAGAAGGCGAGAAUCGAGGAGCCGGCCAACGGUGGCGACAGUGAGGAUGACGAUGAUAUGCAGUUUGAGGAUGUUUAAGCAUGGGCGACGGUGAUACGUCUAUGUCCAUACGUACGAGGUCAAGCGGGGUCGGGGAAGGGACUGAAAGGGGAGUGCGGUCUUUCGUAAUCGCGAUACCCUUAUUAUACAGGAGGUGUGUGUAGCAUAGCAUUGCAUGGGUCUUUUCUCAGGUAGACCUGGACGGGCGGGCGUCCAAAAAAAAAGGGUUAGCAACAAUCGCAUUGCAAAUUAAAGUCUAA